AUGGUUCUGGCUCAGAGAAACAUCUUUUUGAUUAUAAGUGCAAGUGUUGGAGGGUGUGUGCUUAUUCUUUUUGCUGUUAUCGUGUUGUUGAGAAUUCUGAAAAAAAGAAAUCUUCAAAACAGAAAGAGGAAAUUCUACCGUAGAAAUUUAGAUUUGUUAAAAAAGGAACAAUCAUCUACCGAUGAAAUUGUUACUGAAAGGAUGAAGAUCUAUGAGCUAGAUGAAUUGGAAAAAGCUACCAAUUGUUUUGAUAAAACUCGAGUUGUUGGCGGUGGAGGUCAUGGAAAAGUAUAUAAAGGAAUUUUAUCGGAUCAACGCAUAGUUGCCAUCAAAAAACCAAAGAUAACAGGUGAAAGUGAGCUUGGACAAUUCAUUAAUGAGGUCUUCAUUCUUUCUCAAACCAACCAUAGAAAUGUGGUUAAGUUCAUGGGGUGUUGCUUGGAAACUGAAGUUCCUUUGCUUGUAUUUGAGUUCAUAUCAGGCGGAACACUCUCUGAUCAUCUUCUUAAUCAUGAGCAAUUCUUGCCUUUAUCAUUUGAAGAACGUUUAAGGAUUGCCUACGAAAUUGCUAGAGCAUUAUCUUAUAUACAUUCUGAAGCUUCGGUAACAAUAUUCCACAGAGAUGUUAAAUCAUCUAACAUUCUACUUGAUGAAAGAAAUAUUGCAAAACUAGCGGAUUUUGGUGCUUCGAGGGCUGUUACUUGCGAUAAGAAUUCAGUAACUACUAUUGUUCAAGGAACUUAUGGAUACUUAGAUCCUGAGUACCAUCAAACUGGAAGAUUAACCGACAAGAGUGACGUCUAUAGCUUUGGUGUUAUUCUUGCAGAGCUUUUGACUGGGAAGACGGCAAUUCCUUAUCAAAAAAAUAAUGAGGUGAGGCACCUAGUUAUGGACUUCGUAGAUUCAUUGAAGGACAAUUCACUUCUUGAGAUUCUGGAUCCUCUAGUUUUAGAGGAAGCAAAAGAGGAAAUUUUUGAAAAAAUUGCAAGGCUCAUUGAGAGAUGCCUCAAAAUGAAUGGGAAUGAACGGCCAACAAUGAAGGGAGUGGAGGAGGAACUCGAAGCUAUGAGAGAAAAGAAACUGAAAGUUGAUCUUGAUGGCCUCGGAGGAACUGCAUCAAUUUAUAUGAGGAGAUUCGAUCUUGGUGUUGAUAUUCUUGGAGGAACAUCAUCUUUCGAUACUUGCUUUGGUAUCGAAGUUAAUAGUAGUCUUUGA
Zingiber officinale is the source of this 1215-nucleotide messenger RNA. RefSeq names its product wall-associated receptor kinase-like 8. The record is from RefSeq and is a predicted model, not a curated record. Gene Ontology annotation, molecular function: protein serine/threonine kinase activity; ATP binding. Lineage: Eukaryota; Viridiplantae; Streptophyta; Magnoliopsida; Zingiberales; Zingiberaceae. The coding region runs from base 1 to 1215 and encodes 404 amino acids. Gene Ontology annotation, biological process: protein phosphorylation; cell surface receptor signaling pathway. Gene Ontology annotation, cellular component: plasma membrane. The transcript has 2 exons.